Magallana angulata is the source of this 681-nucleotide messenger RNA. Its product is annotated as P2X purinoceptor 7-like. Bases 1 to 555 code for a protein of 184 amino acids. The transcript is spliced from 3 exons. The record is from RefSeq and is a predicted model, not a curated record. NCBI's taxonomy places the organism in Eukaryota, Metazoa, Mollusca, Bivalvia, Ostreida, Ostreidae.
AUGGAUGACAGCAAUUAUGACUUGGAGGAUAUUCCGUUGGUAAUGGACAUACGACCUUACAUGUUCGAACCUCCAGCAGAGUGUGUAAAUCAAGAAAAUUCUCCGCAAAGUAGCGAAGAAAGCGAGUCUGACACCGAGGACAACCCAUGUCAUCGACGGAACGGAACGAUUUGGUGCGAGUGUGGAUCAUGCGAUGUAAUGCCCACUGAAGCAGAGUGCAUUUGGUGCUCAGAGAUACCAGCCAUUGACCACAUCAGAGACUCCUUCGAUAUAGAGUGCAUCACUCAGCACCAAACAUUUAUAGACAACUGCUUGAACAUUCGAGUUUUAGAGGUCAGCCUUUAUGACUAUAUCCAGUCUGAUGGGCCCAUUGAUGACAAUGAACCAAUUAAUGAAGUCUACAGAUAUGUUGCAUACAGGAGGUUUGUCUUAUGGGUUUGGCAGCGACUAGGCAAGGGGAAUCGAAAAAUCCUUCCAGCAUGUGUUGUUUCCAAGAUAAGGGACACCUUCCCGUCGGAGCAGUAUACCGGUUUCAAGUAUCCGUGCCCUUUUUAGAACACUCAAUGACUGAACCUGGAACGACGCGUAGCUAUCAGAUCUUUUUUUACAAAGCCCUCAAAUCCUAACGUCAUUGCUGGCGGGCAAUAUCCAAGGGACACGUGAGCGUCAUCAUUGGAGUGA